Messenger RNA from Onychostoma macrolepis, 1956 nucleotides. RefSeq lists its product as uncharacterized. Lineage: Eukaryota; Metazoa; Chordata; Actinopteri; Cypriniformes; Cyprinidae. The transcript is spliced from 10 exons. Bases 133 to 1257 code for a protein of 374 amino acids. The record is from RefSeq and is a predicted model, not a curated record.
AGAUGCGGACGCGCCUUUACUGUAACGGUUGAAUCACAGUCCAACAAGAGACGAGACGAGACGAGACCAGACGAGAGUCAUAUCGCUGGAGACUUUCUUUGCUGGGACACGGUUGCGCUGAACCCUCUCGAGAUGCCUUUUCAUCUAAUUGAAUUUCAAGCAAGCGAGGAGAUUGCUGUUGUGCCAAUUGACUGGUAUGAUGACGGGAUGGUGUACUGGCCCAACUUUAAGAGCACUGAACGUGUGAAAAGGGCAGCUGCUAACGAGGAGAAGCAUGAGCCAAACUGGCCAAGAUAUGACGUAAAGGUCGUCAGAACUUGUGACAACUACAAAGACGCCGUUGGGCUUAUGAAUCAAUAUCAGACCGGCUGCAACACCUCUGAGCUACAGUCUGAUGCAGAGCAGGAGGGUGAGCUGCCAGAGAAAAGAGUCAGGAAGCCAGUCCAUCGUUUUGGGGACUCCGCUGAGAGUGAAGAAGAGCCAGAAAAUGGUGACUUUGCAUCUCUGAGGUCGUCACGACCUUUCAAUUUGCCUGGUGUAUCAGCUGAAGCCUCAAGCUCAAGCCAAUUGCACUGGCAGACUCCACCAUCUCGCCGAGUGCCAGGCAGCAGAGUAACUACUCCUCAACCUGGAGAAAACUGUCUAGCACCUGACCAUGGGGCAGGACAGCAACACCCUUCACCACCUCAACUACCUGCACCUGCAUUUAACAUGCGGAGAGUUACUCAAGGAACGGCAGGCCCUCCACAACUCCCUCCACCCCCCGCACCAGCCCUCAACAUGCGGCGAACAGAGGAGCCCUGUUCAAGCCUGACCUACAGACCAACAUGGCGAGGGGGAAGAAUGACCGAUACCAUUCCCUGCUCUGCGGCUGAGGUCCACAUCCUUAGCCUGCUGGAAACCAUUAAACAGCAACAAGACCAGCUUGUGGCAAGGGUGAACUACCUCAGCAGCAGGCUGAACAGCACCCCGGGGCCAGAUGUUGAGAUGCCCGACAAUAUCCAUUUCCCCCUGGAACAUUUGGAGGCAGUGGAGGCAUUUGAAAUGUUUUUAAAGGAACCGUCAAAUGGCCCAGCUCGACAGAGAGUGAUUUCUUCUUUAGCCACCAUUGGAGGCCAGGAUGUGAAGAGGGUGACCUGGAACAUCCUGGGCAGGCUCUUCACAGAUGAGGUGUCUCCUCAGAUAAACUGGAAGGGUGUUAAUAACAAAAGCCCUUCAGUAGGAUGGCAACGAAGACCUUGCUUUUCAGUGCUGUGAGGAAAAACACGGUGACACGGUCAGCCACGGACGCGGAGGUCACCAAGCACGCAAUCAGGUGGUUCAACCUGGCGGGGGAUCGGGCAACGAGGAGACGUGUCCCGCCUCCAUCCACACAAACGGAGUAAUAGGAGAAAUAAGCAAUAAACAACCUUUUUAUUGAACUUCUUGUCGUUCACCAGUUAUUAAUUUUCUGAUAUUUUAGCUGUGCAUAGCGCAGCAUUUCAUUGAAGUUGUAGCCUAAUAGAUAAAAUAUUUUAUGUUUGCACUGACCUAGGCCUAUAAAGCACUAAAUUAGGUUUUGACCACAAAAUGAAUGUAGAGUAGCCUCGCCAACGUAGGCUACUUAAAAACAGAAUAGGCUAUAACCUAUAACUUUCCAUAAAUUUAAACAUCAAUUUUAUAUUUCUAUUGAGUAGUGAUUACUUUUGUACAGUAAACUGAUGUCUUGACUUGAACCUUUUCUGUUAGGCCUAUUUACAAUAUUGUUAGGUUAAAAAUACAAGGCAAUGCAGAUUUAAGCUUAGGCCUAUAUUGCUGUAGUAACCUAGGCGUAGUGAUGGUUUUAGUUUUAUCCUACAGCAAGAACAAAAGGGAUUUUGAAAAUGAGAUGAACGGGUCCAAAACGGAUCCGGGCCAGAUGAGCCAGGAUUUUUUUUAUGAGUCCGUUGCGGGUCCGCGGCAGAUGUAUGUAUUACU